AUGAUGUUCUUAGAAGCCAGCUGCUCUUGUCACUUCGAGACGGUAUUGUCUCAAUCUCUCCGGAUAAGGUAUAAAUCGUGCUCCUACUCUCCUUCAAUCGUAUUUUUGGAUGUGUAUGGCACUGCUUUAGGAAUGUUACCGGAAUCAGGUGCCUACUCUUCAUCGACCCUACUGAUGGAUGUGUGGGUUACCAAGUUGGAUUUAUUAUCAGAAUUGGGUGCAUACUCUCCACUGAAUUCGGAUGUGUAUGACACCUCUUUGGAUAGCUUUUGGGUGUCUUCUCUGUGUACUCGGAAGAGAUCAUUUUCAGUCCUAUUCCUCGCCGGCGAAGGGACAACGAGACAACAGGUUCCCGUCGACUUCAUUCUUAUCUUAGCCCGGAGUUGUAAUUUCUUGGGUUUGACCCAUAACUUUCCCGUAACUAGCUUGUUUAAACUCGAUUACGUCCAUAUAAGUUCCUCCGUCAAGGAGAGAUAUACCAUAACCACUUCUCUGGAGUGUGUUCACAAAAGCUCAGCCGUUAAGACAGCUAUGUAUGUUCUUUUGCCGGUUAUUGCAGAAGAAUUGGAGAUCGAUUUGCUUGCAAUCGAUUCUGAAGCCCUUUUUAAGAGGCUUUCGGUUUGUGUCUACGAUUCAAACCGUGUAACCUAUCUCUUGAAGUCUAUCUUGACGCAUCCGGGAUCUAUUCUGGAUUCGCUGUCUAUUAGCUUUAUUGUUAUUCUCUUCUAUGUGUUUAUUGCUUUCAAUCGAUGUAUUCUACUCUUUUGUAAGAUUACAAUCUAA
This is a messenger RNA of Arabis nemorensis, 783 nucleotides long. The record is from the annotation of a GenBank genome assembly. Lineage: Eukaryota; Viridiplantae; Streptophyta; Magnoliopsida; Brassicales; Brassicaceae.